CACAGCCCGCCUCUCUCCACAGAGACAUGGCAGAGGCUCGAAUACCUGUGAGGAUGAACCGCCUGUGCUGUUCGAUCUGCAGCCAGGUUCUCGGGAAUCCUGUCACGGUUCCCUGUGGGCACAACUUCUGCAUGAGGUGUAUUCAGGACCGCUGGGAUCGCGAGGAGAGGAGCCGCUCUCCCUGCAGCUGUCCUGAAUGUGGCGACAGGUUUCCCAGAAGACCUCUGCUGAUCGAGAACACAACUCUGGCUGACUUGGUGAGGGACACACCGGCCCUGAAGAGAGCUCGGACCGGGUCGAAAACAGGAAGUCCUUUAUGUGGGAGGCACAGCAUCUCACUGGAUGUUUACUGCUGCACAGAUGAGAAGGUCAUAUGCCAAGAGUGCGCCUCAUCUGAGCACACAGGGCACACUUUUGGGUUUGUGAGCAGGGAAAGAAGAAGGAAUCAGGAAGAGCUGAAGAACAUACAGAUGAAAUCCCAGCAGAUUCUCCAGAAACAUGAGAAGAAACAGAAGAACUUGAAGAAGGCUCUUGAACGGAUUCAGGAGGAGGCGAGGAACACAGAGGACCACUGCGAGGCCGUCCUGGCCGGCGUCAUCGACGCCAUCCAGAGACAUUUCCUGUCACUGAAGAAGGUGAUCGGAGCUCAGGGGGAGGCGACGGCAGCCCGUGUUCAGACCUCUCUACAGACCCUGGAGGUGAGGAUGAAUGAAAUGAGGGAGAGGAGCGCUGAGCUGGAGCGUCUGGCACAGACUGACGACGACGUCCAUUUCUUGGAGAGAUGGCCCUCUGUGCGGCGCCUCCAUGAAGAGGACCAUCCUCAUCCUCUCGGUGGGGCCUCAGAGGAUCCUCUUCGCCCCUUUGAGCUCACAAAGAGAGCCGUCGAUAAGCUCGGGAGGCAGCUGGAGGUAUUUUGUGACACAGAAUUUGCAACGAUCUCUCGAACCGCCGACAGUGGAGAGUCAGGAGGAGAGACAGGAAGAGAGACAGAGGAGGACGGCAUGCAGCAAAGAUGUGAAGCCAGCACCUCACAGUCCCACGGAGUGAACAUCACUGUGACUGAACAGACUGUGGAGCCUAAAACCAGAGCAGACUUCCUGCAGUAUGCAUGUGGCCUCAGCCUGGACCCCACCACCGCUCACCAGGACCUGGCCAUUCGUGCCGGAGACAAAGAGGUGAGGAACGAUAAAAGCUCAACUAUGUUUCACCCUGAGAGGUUUCUGCACAGGCGGCAGGUGCUGUGCAGGGAGGGCCUGCAGGCCGAGCGCUGCUACUACGAGGUGGAGGUGAAGGGAGACAAGGCUGAGAUCGCCCUCGCCUACAGAGGAAUGGACAGGAAAUCCCGCUCCAGCCUGUCUGCUUUUGGGGGCAAUGCAUAUUCCUGGAGUCUCGAUCGCUCCAGAAACUACUCAGUGAGCCACAGAGGUGAGAGCGUCCAGCUCACAACACCCCCCAGUCAGCACAGGAUAGGCAUCUAUCUGGAAUUCAAAAAGGGAGCACUGUCUUUCUACGAGGUGUCAGGCAGCAUGAAGUUUCUUUACAAGGUGGAAGCUAAAUUCACGGAGGCGCUGUACCCCGGCUUCUGGCUCGGAGAGAAAUGCUGCAUCAGGAUCUGUGAUCUGAGACACGACCGACUGUGAACCACAGAGGAAGUCUGAGUUUGAGUUUUGAACGAUUCAACUUUUUCAUGAGCAAAUGGACUUAUAUUUAGCUUCUUGUCCACUGAAGUUAUUUGUAUCUUACAUGUGGGGUUGCCCAAAAUAAAGCAGUGGGUGCCUCGGACCCCUCUGGAGUCCAUCUAAACAGGUUGUUCUAUAUAUGUUUUAUACUUGACUGCCAGCUCCCUACAUGUCACUGAGCUUUUACCGUUUACUUAAAUUAUAUCUCAGGCCCCUUUGUGUUACGGCUCUUUGUCUAUUAUAAUGUGUUCAAUUUUUUAUUUCAUUCUGUCUGUGUUUUAAAUGUGCUCUGUUUUAUUCUAAUGUACUUUAUAACUGUAUGAAUUCAGUUUAUCACUGUAAUAUAUGACCUCAGGGACCUCUGCAGGGACAUGGACCACCGAAGAACAAGCUUACAGAUGAAUUCAACACAACGCAGCAUUUUGUUACAUGUUGUACAACUUUCAAAAUGUUUUCACUUUUAUGGUAGUUUCAUGUUAUUGUCGUUCUUACACACACACUCUCACAUGGCGGCAAUUUUUAUUCUGAAAAUACAGCAGCUUGCAAAAUUAUUAUUACCUUUAGUCUAAUACCUUUGAAUAAAAUCCAGUGCGACCAGUUGCCUUCAGAAGUCACCUAAUGGAAAUUAAAGUUAGAGUAAAUGGAGUCCACCUGUGUGUAAUCUAAUCUC
Molecule: messenger RNA, 2349 nt
Organism: Acanthopagrus latus (yellowfin seabream)
Lineage: Eukaryota; Metazoa; Chordata; Actinopteri; Spariformes; Sparidae
Product: tripartite motif-containing protein 16-like protein
Exons: 7
Coding region: 27-1640 (537 amino acids)
Molecular function (GO): protein binding; zinc ion binding
Source: RefSeq, a predicted model, not a curated record